AUGCGUCGAUCCAGUGACAUGAGGUCCACGUCGCUGCAAGCGGGUGGCGCCACAGAUGCACUGAGCUCCAGGCUGCUCGAGGCGUUCGCGUUCCGUGGCCCGUUCAUCCCGAUCUGCGCGUGGAGCGCGGGUGCCCAAGGCACGUUUGACUUCGAAGUGAAAGCAUCAGCACUGUUCGCUCGGUCCGUUCACUUGCCAAGUUUCACCGUUGGAGUUCAACGUCCAUUGGAUCCUUCCAUCCCAUUCUUGACCUUGCACUGCCCCGUUUCCUGCCUUCCGAGCGGGUACGGCACGACACCCGACACAGCACCUAAUGCGUGCGACCCUGACUUCCAACUCCGGAUCUUUUCGGACUCCUUAACCGUUCGACGUCCAAAUAACCUCACAGCUCGGAUGCCGAAGUGUACGUCGACCAUCGGACUUGUCGAAGGGAUCGGAAAGUACUUCCUAUCAUCUCCCGCCUUGUUCGUCGUGGUCCGAAGUCCCGAGUGA
Cantharellus anzutake is the source of this 492-nucleotide messenger RNA. RefSeq lists its product as uncharacterized. The record is from RefSeq and is a predicted model, not a curated record. Bases 1 to 492 code for a protein of 163 amino acids. Lineage: Eukaryota; Fungi; Basidiomycota; Agaricomycetes; Cantharellales; Hydnaceae. The transcript is spliced from 3 exons.